AUGGCUACGGUUCGGCCGGUGGGUCUUCCUCCUGGGCGGGACACGGGAGGGACUUCGUCCGUAUGGCGUUUCUUCCUCGUUCUCUCCCUUGUCCUUCCCCUCUCGCUCGUCUCUCCCGUGGACUCUAAGAAGAUCUUCAGCCCGCGUGAGUUCUGCUGCUUUCUCCCUCCUUUCUCUCGCUCCUCUCUCCCUUCUCGCUCGUCCCUCCCCUCUUUCACCUCUCGCCCCUCUCGCUCCCCUCUCGCUCGUCUCUCCCGUCCAUUCCUAGACGAUCUUCAGCCCCCAUGGCUUCUCUCCUUACCCUCUCCUCUCCCGUUCCCCCUUUCGUCCCUUCUCCCUGCGUCUUCUCCAGCAAUCUCAGCCCUAAGUGCCAUGCUUCCUGAACGUCAUAGUGGGAUAUUCGGCUUACCCAUCCUUCCCUCCUGUCCCUUUCCCACCCUUCCCUGCUUGCUCACCCAUCUCUGCCCUCCACCAGCCCCCGCCCAGCCCAUAAUCAUGUGCUCAUUGAACGUCAUAGUGUGCGGGGCGAACGGCCAGAUGUACCCGUGCAGGGAGAUGGCUCCCAAAGGAAUGACCACCACCACCGACCUCUCUAAAUGUCGCCCCCCUGGCGAUGUGAUCGUGACGCCGUCAGAAGCCCAAUGCCCCGUUAAAGCCCCCAAGGUGUGUGCUAGUGACGGGAGGAACUACCCCUGUGCUGACGUGGCACCCAAGGGGCUGCUGACAACGACUGACCUCAGUGCUUGCCAGACACCUGCCACGUGUCCCUGGUCCACGUCAGCAUACAGCAAAUCCAGCCUGGCACUCUUGGCCACUGCAUGCAGCACCCUCAAUCCCUCCUCCUCUUCCUCCUCCACACCACUUCCCAUCACCUCCUCUCUGAUUGGCUGUUGUGCUGCCACGUCAGCGCUCCUCCAAUCCACCGCCAUCGCCACGGCAAAGGUUCAAUCGCCGAGGGUAAAUACCCCUGCGGUUUACGAUGCCCGUGCCGGGCAGUGCAUGAAAGAGUUUGUACCCUUUGUACAAUCGCCCAAAGCGGCAUUCGCAGCAGCUACAGCAGCAGCAGCUGCUGCACUUUCUAAGUUUAAUCCGGUGCUACAGUGCGGGCGGUUGGGGUUUGGGGCGGCACAAUUUGGACUGGAGGGAGGCAAGGGGGCGUGCAGGGGGAUUACUACGGAAGCCCAGCUCACAUCCGCGUUAAAAGCUUCCCCAGUAUGGUGGGUGAGCAGCUACAUGAAAAAGGACUGCAGCAGCACCACGGGCAGCAAUGGCCGCUGCUCAGACUGUGCCAAGCAAGUGUCUACCCUCUUUGAUGCCCUUGUUCGCCCCAGGGACUCAGUGCCUCAGAAGCACCGCUGCUGGGCUUUAAUGUCCUACUAUGCCGCGUCUUCACUCGGCAACUCCACUGCCCAAAGCAACGGCAUCGCUUUCUGCCUGCAUAAGAACGCUCCUGCCUCCCUCCUGCCUCCUGGGACCAGCAUCAAGACAGCCACUAUCACGGCGCCUACUAUUAAGCCUGCGGCGACUGUUAAGCCUCCUAGUCUGCCUCCUGUCAAGCCUACUAUUAAAGCCGCUUUCGACGCUGCUGAUUUCCAGCCAAUCGGAGACACCCUUCCACGUCAGCAGGUCCUGGAUGCUUCCCCAACCUCCACCUUCCGCGCCGCAGCCGACACGUCACCAAGCGCCAGCUCAGCGCCGUCCACGUCAGUGCGGUCCACGUCAGCAACGGCGAUAAUCCUCGCCAGCGUGGCGCUGGCGGUUCUGCUGGCAGCAGUCGUGGCAGCUACAAUCCUAGCUGUGAGGGGAGCACGGCACCACAUGCACAGGCAGCGACUCGCCUCCUCCAUCUCUGUCUAUCCUAGUGGUUCCGUCUCCGCUGCGGCUUUAAGUGCCGGCACGCCCCUUAAAGCCUCGGUUUCGAGCUUUCACUCCCCUGUGCGGCGCCGGGCACCAGUGCUUGCUGCUGCUGCUGCUGCUCCUCCUUCCACCCCUAUCAAGCUGGCGGCACCCAAGGGAGUUGAGAAGUAG
Messenger RNA from Closterium sp. NIES-65, 2028 nucleotides. Lineage: Eukaryota; Viridiplantae; Streptophyta; Zygnematophyceae; Desmidiales; Closteriaceae. The record is from the annotation of a GenBank genome assembly.